This is a messenger RNA of Syngnathoides biaculeatus (alligator pipefish), 4376 nucleotides long. RefSeq names its product protein disulfide isomerase Creld1 (gene creld1b). Bases 233 to 1453 code for a protein of 406 amino acids. The record is from RefSeq and is a predicted model, not a curated record. Lineage: Eukaryota; Metazoa; Chordata; Actinopteri; Syngnathiformes; Syngnathidae. The transcript is spliced from 11 exons. Gene Ontology annotation, molecular function: calcium ion binding.
UUCAACCACAGAAGCGACUCGAAGGAAGCGAGUCGUUCAUUUUCGUCGCUUUUUGUUUUUGAAUGAUUUGUAUUUUUACCCCCUGAUGGCUGCCAGUUAAUGAGGGGCCAGAGAGCGCAUUUCUCCGGGUUUGUCAAAAAUAUGAAGCUGCGGCCGCUUUGUGAGCAGCAGGAAGAGAAAUAUCGCAUCGAGGAGGACGAGGUGGCUCUCGGGCUUUGACUCCUCGAGCAUCAUGCGGCGGGCGUCCCUAUUCCUGACCGCUCUGUGGCUUCUGUCUGAGCUUUCGGUCACCACCGUCCAGGCGGCGCCGUGCCAGACCUGCCAGAAACUAGCGGAGAGUUUCAUCAAGGGCUUGGAGAGAACAGCCAACAAGAACUUCGGGGGAGGCAACACAGCCUGGGAGGAAGACAAGUUGGCAAAGUAUGCACACAGUGAAACCCGUCUUCUGGAGAUCGUGGAGACCGCUUGCGACAAGUCCGACUUUGAAUGCAACCGGCUGCUGGAGCAGAUCGAAGACCAGGUGGAGACGUGGUGGUUCCACAGGCAACAGGAGGCGCCAGACCUGUUGGAGUGGCUUUGCAUCGACCAGCUGAGACUCUGCUGUCCCCCCGGACGCUUUGGACCCGACUGCAAAGAAUGUCCGUCGGGCCCCGGCGGCGUGUGCGGAGGUUUGGGCCGCUGCGAGGGCGAAGGGACUCGCCUGGGAGCCGGAGAAUGCGUUUGCGAUCCCGGCUACUCGGGCCCUCUGUGUCACGAGUGUGCGGACGGCUACUACAGAGACAAAAGUGGCAAUGGCAGCACUGGAACCUGUGCAGCCUGCUUCCACUCGUGUAAGAAAUGCGCGGGGCCGCAGGACUACAAAUGUCUGGACUGCAAAGCGGGCUGGAUGCUUCACGACAACAAGUGCGUGGACAUCGACGAGUGCGGAACGGAGCUCUCUCGUUGUCCGUCCAACACUUACUGUCACAACACGGAGGGCUCUUACGACUGCAGAGGCUGCGACCAGGCAUGUGUGGGCUGCAUGGGCAGCGGUCCCGCACGCUGUAAGAAAUGUGCGCGAGGCUACAAACUGAAAGGAGCCAAGUGUCUCGAUGUUGACGAAUGUAGCGAGCGUGCAAUCGCGUGCCCGGGACUCAACGAGGCCUGCAUCAACGAGGUGGGCUCCUUCCACUGCGACUGCGCCGACGGCUUCAUCAGACGAGACAGCAUCUGCGUGGAGAACAAGCCCCCCGCCGGCCCGGAGAAGGGACUGUUCGACGACAUGACGGACGACGAGGUUCUGGUUCUGCAGCAGAUGUUCUUCGGUGUGGUGAUCUGCGCCCUGGCGACGCUGGCCGCCAAAGGCGACAUGGUCUUCACGGCCAUUUUCAUCGGGGGCGUGGCCGCGAUGGCCGGCUACUGGCUGACGGAGAAGGGAGACUACAUGCUGGACGGAUUGCUCAAAAGCCGCUAGGCGCGCGCGACGGGUCGGCUUCUCGCGCCCGUUUGGUCGGGAAGCCACUAGAAAGGGCUUUGCUGAUGGUUUUUUUUUUCAUCGAUACGAGGAAGAAAUGUUAUUGAAGGUGAAAUGAAGGUACGCUACACGAAGCUAUUUGAAAGGAAAUGAAAUGAUUCCCUACCUCGACUUUGUUGGGCGCAAGAGCGGCGAUGCCACGUCCACUGGUGAUUGUUCAAAACCGCCUACUGUACCACAAGCCCCACUGGGAAAGUGGCGGCUGCCGCGCUAUCGUGUCCGCUCUCGUUCACGAUGCGCCGAAGCUCAUCACAACUCAAGGUGGAAUGCGUUUAUGCUUGACAUUAGUAAUGAUGCAUGCUACUGAAAUGGAAAAACACUUUUAUUGAUUUAUCUAUUUAUUUAUCAAUUUAUUUGUUUGUUGUCUUUGGCAUGAAAGACCGACGCAGGACGGCAUCGCUGCUACACCCGCUCGGACGGUGUAAAGAACUUUGCUGAGGUAAAGCCGCAAUUAUGAUGAUCCAAGACAUUUUUGCUUCCUUUUAUUUGUAGAGUAUGGAGCCACAGACGUUUAAAAAAAUUAUGGCCAGAAUAUAUCGUAAUUCCCGGCCUACAGAGCGCACCUGGUUAUAAGCCUCACCUAGCACAUUUGUAAAGGAAAUACCAAUUGGUACAUACAUAAGCCGCAGCUGUGUAAAAGCCGCAAGCGCCCACAUUGAAACCCAUAUUAAAACCCGAGAUAUUUACAAACAACGAUAGUACACAAAGAGUUUAACGCUAGCGCCGCCGUGCUAAUGCUAGCGCCACCAAGUUAAUGCUAGCGCCAUGCUAACAGGUCUGGUUAAGAAAAAAAAAACAUACUGGUGAAAUUCACUGAGACACGGCAGCAGCACGCUAGUGCAGCAUGAACAGGGCUGGACCGGUAAAAGUCACUUCCUUGGCACAGCGGAGGGUUUAACGCUAGCGCCGGGCUAAUGCUAAUGCUAGCAAGGUUGGUUAAAAAAAAAAACAUACCGGUAAAUAACACUGAGACCCCGCAGUAGCAUGCUAGUGCAGCGUUAACAGGGCGGGACCGGUAAAAGUCACUUCCUUGGCACAGCGGAGGGUUUAACGCUAACGCUAGCGCCGGGCUAAUGCUAGCAAGGUUGGUUAAAAAAAAAAAAAAAAAUACCGGUAAAUAACACUGAGACGCCGCAGUAGCAUGCUAGUGCAGCGUUAACAGGGCUGGACCGGUAAAAGUCACUUCCUUGGCACAGCGGAGGGUUUAACGCUAGCGCCGGGCUAAUGCUAAUGCUAGCAAGGUUGGUUAAAAAAAAAAAACAUACCGCUAAAUAACACUGAGACGCCGCAGUAGCAUGCUAGUGCAGCGUUAACAGGGCUGGACCGGUAAAAGUCACUUCCUUGGCACAGCGGAGGGUUUAACGCUAACGCUAGCGCCGGGCUAAUGCUAGCAAGGUUGGUUAAAAAAAAAAAAAACAUACCGGUAAAUAACACUGAGACGCCGCAGUAGCAUGCUAGUGCAGCGUUAACAGGGCUGGACCGGUAAAAGUCACUUCCUUGGCACAGCGGAGGGUUUAACGCUAACGCUAGCGCCGGGCUAAUGCUAGCAAGGUUGGUUAAAAAAAAAAAAAAACAUACCGGUAAAUAACACUGAGACGCCGCAGUAGCAUGCUAGUGCAGCGUUAACAGGGCUGGACCGGUAAAAGUCACUUCCUUGGCACAGCGGAGGGUUUAACGCUAGCGCCGGGCUAAUGCUAAUGCUAGCAGGGUCAGUUAAAAAAAAAAAAAAACGUGCCGGCAAAAAACACUGAGACACGGGAGUAACACACUGGUGCUUUGAUAACAGGGACCGGUGUGAUGGUCUGAGCGCUCCCGGUGCUGAAAGGUCUCCUUGUGAUUAAAACAUGCGAUUAUAUUUUGUAAACAUCCGGCCAGUCUGAAACAUCCCCAUCCGUGCUUCAACAUGUGCCGUUCGACAACUUGUCGCCGAGCGUUCAUGUUCGCUACGGACAUCUCAGAAAGACAAACACAGUGAAACAUACAUAUGCGUGUAUAUCUUUUUUUUUUUAUCAAAUUUUGUUUUAAUGUUAGGGUUAGGAUAUAACGUAUGCUCGAAGAAGGGGAACUAUGAGACCGGCGGAUUUCCCAGUAAGCGUCUGCUACGUACCCAGAGUUCCACUGUUAGUAAUGCAUGCGCAUUAAUCAAAAGGAGAGUUUUCUGCACGGGGGAGCGCUAGGCUGUCACACCGGACCGGUAAAAGUCACUUUCUCGGCACAUAUAUUCCACCGGUGUCACUCUUACCUUUUCCGCUCGAGUGCCCCCCUCGCGGCAGUUUCAGUGUGAAAAAUGCACCAAUUAGCCGCAUCCCUGCAUAAACCGCAGAGUUGAAAGCGUGUGGGGGGGAAAAAAGUCGCCGUUUAUAGGCCGGAAAUUACGGCAGUUGUAACGCGCGCACGAAAUAGAAGUGGAGGGCAUUGCGUAUUGCACUUUUGAGUGAAAGUGCGCCAUUUGCUUACCCUGAUGUCGACUUUGUUCAUGGGAAUGAUUUUAAGUUUUUAUUUCAUGUGAAUGUUCAAACCAUUUUGCAUUUAGUGCGGACCUAACAUCGUUGUGUGGCUGCUGUUUGGGGGGGGGGGGGGGAAUUACAGUAAAUAAAAAGUUCCCACUGGAGUUGACUGUGGCCCCGAGGUAAAGCAAUACAUAUUUACAAUCCACAUUUUUAUUGCAUUUUCUGUUGACAUAUCCUGUUGAUACUGUAUUUUCAAGUCCCGUUGACGUAACUUGUCUUGUCCGAGUGUGACGAAUUUGUGCAUGUUUCCAAAUGUUUUUAUUCCUGAGUUAAUUCUGUGCUCGAUUGUCAAUAGACAUGUUUUCCUUUUACGUAAACACACCCAAAAAUAAAAAAAAUUGGCUUUGUUGAUA